AUGGAUAGAGAACAAGAAGACAUGCAAUUCCUAGGCCUCCUUGGCAUCUACCUAGAGUCAUACAAGAUCAUCUUCAACUUCAGAAGAAUCUUCAGCAAGAUAACCCUAGCCUUCAUCCUCCCCCUCUCCCUCAUCCUCCUCACCACCAUCUGGGUAUCCGAGUUCCACCUCUCUAAGAUCAACGACAUGGUGUACAAUAGACACGGAUUCCGAAAGGGCACGUAUCGUUAUGCUGAGCUCUCCGCCAGCCUAUCCUCGGAAUGGGCUGCGUUAUGGCUCGUCAACUUUGUCUACUUAACCUUCUUCCUGGUUUUCGCCAUCCUCUCCUCCUCCGCCGUGGUCUACACCGUAGCCAGUGUCUUCACUGGCACUGGCCGUCAUGUGACGUUUGGAAAACUCAUGAGAGUGGUUCCCAAGGUCUCGAAAAGGUUCAUGGUGACUUUCUUGUGUGUUUUUCUGGCUAUCGUACUCUACAACGUGGUUUUGGUACCCACAAUCCUUUGGAGUGUCACCAUUAAGCAUGUUAACAUAGCUGGUUUAGUUUUUUUUAUUGCCAUCGUGAUCUUGUACGUCGUGGGGCUUGUUUACAUGACCGUGGUCUGGCAGCUGGCGGGCGUCGUAUCAGUGUUGGAAGACAUCAAAGGGAUCAAGGCCAUGAACAAGAGCAAAAACUUGAUACAGGGCAAGAUGUGGAUCGCCAUAAUUAUCUGGUUCAAGCUGAAUUUCGCUGUGUUCGGGAUACAAAUACUUUUCAAGAGCCAAGUCGUGCAUAAGGGGACGUUUGGCGUUGCAGGCAGGUUCGCAUUCGGAUUCCUGUGCUUGUUGAUGCUCUUCAGUGUGCUCUUGUUCGCACUCAUUAUCGAGACGGUGAUCUACUUCGUGUGCAAAUCGUACCACCGUGAGUACAUCAACAAGUUGUCACUGUCGGAUCAUAUUGAUGAGGCUUAUGUGGGCGAGUAUAUUCCUAUCAUGGCCAAGGAUGACCAGCUUGAAAAUUUCGAUGUACGAUAUUCAACUUUUUGUUUUUGUGUGAGAGACAAACCAAUAUGUGGUAGCUAG
Messenger RNA from Rhododendron vialii, 1059 nucleotides. RefSeq lists its product as uncharacterized. The record is from RefSeq and is a predicted model, not a curated record. NCBI's taxonomy places the organism in Eukaryota, Viridiplantae, Streptophyta, Magnoliopsida, Ericales, Ericaceae. The transcript has a single exon. Bases 1 to 1059 code for a protein of 352 amino acids.